UGCAAGGAGGGCAAUGGGUGAAAGGAACAGCCGGACACUCUUUCCUUUGUGGACUUGAUCACAACUACUUGGUAAUAUAUCCUCCACAAUCCCGAGAAAACCAUGAGUUGUCCCAAACAUCCCUUCGCCUUGAAUGCCGCGCUUUAGCCUUGACGACGUCACCCUCACCCCAAACACCCCCGUCGCCUUGAACGGAGCAGCCAAAGCUCGAAAAGAGCAGAGGAUACCCCGAAGCAAACCAUGGCAGCCAGGUUUACCUUUCCCAAUGUGUACGAUCCACAAAUGCAUCGAGAGGAGGUCCUCACUCUCUCGAGAACGACCUCCUUACAAACUACAAGAAAUCUCGCAAAUGGAACGACAGACUCUCCAAUGACCAGACAUGGCCCCCCCUCUGGCAGGAACCCCCCUCAUACUCUGCAGCGGCGGAAUAUUGUGUUUCCAGAUCCUGUAGCUUUCAGAUAUCUCGAGGAAGAUCCUCUUGCCGUGGUAAUAGAGCGACGUGGGAAGAUUGUUGGAUACGAACUCUAUCUUGUCGAACAAUGGGCUUGCUCCAGGGUGCACCCGACCUUUGUGAUAGCGACAUAUACCGGUGAUCCAAAUCAUGUAGCUUGGGUAGGAGUACUGGGUGUGCCUGCAGAUGAGGAAACAUGGUCCCCUAGGAUGCGUGUAUACUUCACAGCUGUCGCCAAAUUUCAUGCUAGACCAAAAGACACACCAAAGGGAAUGCUAAUGGUUACGAAUCUCAGCAGCUUCCCUUCUGCUCUUACCGUAAUACCUGUCCCCGAUGGAGAUAUCACGAAACACAGGGAGGACUUCAUAGUGAAUGAGAACCUGAAAAGGCUGGGAUGUUCUGGACGGUCUGGAAUGAGCUUAGCUACUCCAGCUGGAGCAACACAAGCCAAGUUUUUCCAACUGUACAAGACGAGUGAUCGAAUACCACUAUAUGGGGCUGUAAUCGAAUUGGUCAAGCUCUGCCAAUUUGCCUUGACGAUAUUUGGGAAGCUGGAACAAGAGUAUGCGGAUGGGAUCCUCUGCGAUGUCACAGAAAAGGCUGUGAAUGACUGGUGGACCGAGAUCGGGUCUGAAUACUACAACAUCGAGCCUACGGACGGAAUACUUGGACCAACAACCGUGGCAGCCAUGCUGGGGAUGCUGAUAGGUGCUCGGAAUCGCCUCAGCUGGUAUGGUGCACCAGUUCCCAAGGAUACCUUUGACUUCGUCCUCAUGAAACGUGGAGUGGCUUAUUUCCAGAAGUCACAGAAGAUGGAGCGAAAUAGGCGGUUGGACCGACACACGCUCGAUCGCCUGCACAGAGUAACAGCAAAGGCUGCUGCAGGAGAAGGAUGGGCAGUGCCAAAGGCUGUCAAGUCAACAGUUGCUGAGCUUAGUGGUAAAGGUGGGGAGAUGGUAAUGGGAAUGGUUGGGAGAGACAAGCCUGGAAUCGGAGAUAUAGAGACUCUGGAUUAUGAUCGAUUUGUUAGUCUUCUGCACGGAGAGAGGGCCAAAUGGCUCUGGUAUGGCAAGCCAAGGAGGAAUGGUGGAACUGAGCAGUUUGGGAGACAUGGAGAUCAUGAUGUUGGUCACCUGAAAUUUCAAAAAGACGAUCAUGGAGGCUAUAUUUGGUCACACAGCAAAGCGGAGUCAACACCGGCAGAAGAGGAGCCACGGAAGAAAGAGGAGCCACGUAAGAAAGAAGAGAGUCCUCAAGCUGUGUAUAACAACAAACCACCAGGUUCAGUGACAAGUAUGCUCGAAAGUCCAAACGAGAAGGAUCCGCAGCUGCGGAAGACUGUUUUCAAAAGUGUGACGGGCAAGAUGAGUGAUGCCAGGUCUGGAUUUGGCCGAAUCAAAGAUGCAGUUGGUCUUCGUGGCCACACCAGCAGACCUUCGAAGGACGAAGGCGUCGAUGUAGGCUACUUUAAUGCGAACAAUAGCUCGAGUACAUUUGGAAUGGGGUCAACUGGUACCCCAAUCAGUCCAGUCAUGAUUGGCAAGGCUUUUACCUGGAAAGACACACCCGCUCUGUAUCAAAAUGGCUCCCCGAAGCCCGAGAUCUUGUCGUCUGGUGCUUUGCAACGAGAACCAGAAGCCAUGAUAGAGGAAGUUCGACCAGACGUUCCAAUCGUGAAUGUCCCAGAGGAAGACCAGAACGCCAUGGAAGCCGAAGCAAAAUGGGCUGAACAAGUCAGAGACAUUCGCCGAGACGUGGUUUCAAAUGACAUCUCUGUGGCUGGAUCUGUGUACGACGAGAAAGAUCUCGAGCGUCCCUUGUUAGAAGCUCUGCGUGAACCAAAUAACUUCCAGGUGCUUCUUCAUCGCCGCCAUAGCUUUUCGGGAGCAUUUCCCAUCACCCCAAAGCAACGAAAUGACGCGUGGUGGCCUCGACAGAUGUCCUUUACCGACGCCGAAGAUGCCAUCCUGGGUUGGGAACCUGUAGGUACCAUUGCUGAUGAUGGCGAGGACGCCGAUACUUGGGCGGCUCUACAAAGACAAGGUUUACUCUCUUCUGAUUUCAAGAAUCUCUUCGAGAAGAUAAUUGAUCUGCAAGAUGAGAUUCGACCUUGGGUUGAGCAGAAGGUUCAAGGGAUUGAAAAGCUUGAUGAGCAAGCAUCUACAGACCAGGAACAGUUUCAGACGCUUUACUACCAGCUGACUGAGCAGUACCAAGCUGUGAAACAGAGCUCUCAGGACGUACUUGGUGACGAACGAUCUCAUGUUAUGGAAGCCAUUAAGGAUAUCGAAGUCCUCGGAGCCAAGCUUGAAUAUGAAAUCAACGCCUUGGUAUCCAAAGUCCAAGACGUGGAAGAUGGAGUACUACAGUUUGAAAGACAGGUCGAUGAUCUAGAAGGUCGAGCGAACGAUCUGGAGAAGCAGUUGAGCACGGAGAGUUGGGCCCACUGGCUAGUCAGAAGCAUCACAGGAAUAGGAACUGGACCCAAUAUCACAGCACCUCGGCGGCGCCAGCAGCAGCAAAGCAACAAGUGAACAACAAGCAAGCAAAAUUACAGGAUAUCGGAGCAUUGGUAGCAUAUAGCGGGCGGCGUUAGGAAUACCCUAUGAGCAUUUACAUGGUAGCAUGAUAGCGUAGCGUGGCAUGUGUGCGACCCGAAUCGGUUUUGAGUGGAUAAUGAACG
This is a messenger RNA of Cadophora gregata, 3134 nucleotides long. RefSeq lists its product as uncharacterized. The record is from RefSeq and is a predicted model, not a curated record. Gene Ontology annotation, cellular component: Sin3-type complex. NCBI's taxonomy places the organism in Eukaryota, Fungi, Ascomycota, Leotiomycetes, Helotiales, Ploettnerulaceae. The transcript has 2 exons. Bases 241 to 2985 code for a protein of 914 amino acids.